Molecule: messenger RNA, 2480 nt
Organism: Pseudophryne corroboree (corroboree frog)
Lineage: Eukaryota; Metazoa; Chordata; Amphibia; Anura; Myobatrachidae
Gene: HSPA5
Product: heat shock protein family A (Hsp70) member 5
Exons: 9
Coding region: 167-2128 (653 amino acids)
Biological process (GO): endoplasmic reticulum unfolded protein response
Cellular component (GO): nucleus; endoplasmic reticulum chaperone complex; membrane
Molecular function (GO): ATP-dependent protein folding chaperone; ATP binding
Source: RefSeq, a predicted model, not a curated record
CGGGAGGGUAUAAAGUCGAACAGCGGCGCGUGGUAACGUCAGUCUGACAGCAACCGGCGACUAGAUACAUACAGCGGGAGAGAACCAAGCGAGGAGCGGCCUAGAGAGACCGGAUAUUGCUAUCUAGAGAGGAUUACAUUUCCCACUGGCUAUUACAAUACAUCUCAUGGUCACAAUGAAGCUGCUAGCAGUUGUAUUGCUGGUUAUUGCCAGCACUUGUGCUGACGAUUACGACAAGAAGGAGGAAGUUGGCACUGUAGUUGGAAUUGAUUUGGGAACCACCUAUUCAUGUGUUGGUGUGUUCAAGAAUGGCCGUGUGGAGAUCAUCGCCAAUGACCAGGGUAACAGAAUCACACCCUCUUAUGUGGCCUUUACCCCGGAAGGUGAACGUUUAAUUGGAGAUGCUGCCAAAAACCAGUUGACCUCCAACCCUGAGAACACUGUGUUUGAUGCCAAGCGUCUGAUUGGUCGCACCUGGAAUGACCCAUCUGUUCAGCAGGACAUCAAGUAUUUGCCUUUUAAGGUUUUGGAAAAGAAAACUAAGCCAUACAUUGAUGUGGAUAUUGGAGAGCAAAGAAAGACUUUUGCCCCAGAAGAAAUCUCUGCUAUGGUCCUGACCAAAAUGAAGGAGACUGCAGAGGCCUAUCUUGGAAAAAAGGUUACCCAUGCCGUUGUGACAGUACCUGCCUAUUUUAAUGAUGCGCAACGUCAAGCCACAAAGGAUGCUGGAGUUAUUGCAGGGUUGAAUGUCAUGAGGAUUAUUAAUGAGCCAACUGCUGCUGCUAUUGCUUAUGGCUUGGACAAGAAGGAAGGAGAGAAGAAUAUUCUCGUGUUUGAUCUGGGUGGUGGCACUUUUGAUGUGUCCUUGCUUACGAUUGAUAACGGUGUCUUUGAAGUAGUGGCUACUAAUGGAGACACCCAUCUAGGAGGAGAAGACUUUGACCAGCGUGUUAUGGAGCAUUUCAUUAAACUUUACAAGAAGAAAACUGGCAAAGAUGUGCGUAAAGAUAACCGAGCAGUACAGAAACUGCGCAGAGAGGUAGAGAAGGCUAAGAGGGCAUUGUCUGCCCAACAUCAAUCCAGAAUUGAGAUUGAAUCCUUCUUUGAAGGAGAAGACUUCUCUGAAACUCUAACACGUGCCAAGUUUGAGGAGUUGAAUAUGGACCUUUUCCGUUCCACCAUGAAACCAGUCCAGAAAGUACUUGAGGAUGCUGAUCUAAAGAAGUCUGACAUUGAUGAAAUCGUGCUGGUGGGUGGUUCCACUCGUAUCCCCAAAAUCCAGCAGUUGGUGAAAGAAUUCUUCAAUGGCAAAGAACCCUCCCGUGGCAUCAACCCUGAUGAGGCUGUAGCCUAUGGUGCUGCUGUCCAGGCUGGCGUGCUUUCUGGUGACCAGGAUACUGGUGACUUGGUCUUGCUUGAUGUGUGCCCUCUAACCCUUGGCAUUGAGACUGUUGGCGGUGUAAUGACUAAACUCAUCCCCAGAAACACUGUUGUGCCUACAAAGAAGUCCCAGAUCUUCUCUACUGCCUCUGAUAACCAGCCUACUGUCACCAUCAAGGUUUAUGAAGGUGAACGUCCAUUGACCAAGGACAACCAUCUCUUGGGAACUUUUGAUCUCACCGGCAUCCCUCCAGCUCCACGUGGUGUUCCUCAGAUCGAAGUUACGUUUGAGAUCGACGUAAAUGGUAUCUUAAGAGUGACAGCAGAGGACAAAGGAACUGGCAAUAAGAACAAGAUCACGAUUACAAAUGACCAGAACCGCCUGACACCAGAAGAAAUUGAAAGGAUGGUAAAUGAUGCCGAGAAGUUCGCAGAAGAUGACAAGAAGCUCAAAGAACGGAUAGACUCUCGAAACGAACUAGAAAGUUACGCCUAUUCACUUAAAAACCAGAUAGGGGACAAGGAGAAGCUCGGUGGCAAGCUGUCAACUGAAGACAAGGAGACCAUUGAAAAGGCAGUAGAAGAGAAGAUUGAGUGGUUGGAGAGUCAUCAAGAUGCAGACAUAGAAGAGUUUAAAGCCAAAAAGAAAGAUUUGGAAGAAAUUGUCCAGCCAAUUGUUGGCAAACUUUACGGUGCAGCAGGGGCACCCCCUCCUGAGGGAGAGGAGACGGAAAAGGAUGAGUUAUAGGCCUAAAGGUGAUCUUUGGCUGCUAUGAUACUGUAAAUAAUGGACUCAGGAACUCCUUGUUGAGAGAAUAUUUGAACACAAAACUCUAAUGUUCGUGUGUAUUCUUCACUAACCAGUGGAGACAGAUGCUAAGCCAGUAUGGCUGUUUACUGCUUUUCAUUAGCAGUUGUUCACUCUGAUCACUAUUUUUGUUGGGUUACUUCCCCUGGGGGGUGGGGUCUGGUAUUCUGGGAGGGUGUGAAGUUGCUCAGAUGUUUUAUUUAUUUGAAGAAAGAAAAAAAACUUGGUCAUGUGCAUUCUAUGUAGAACUUUUUUCUACCAUCAUUGACCACAAUAAAUGUUUGAUAAUGAA